GACAUUGGUGUCAGAGAGAUGAGAGUCACCGGUGAUGUGCGUGUGCGGAGGCCUCGCGGAGGAUAACGCAAGGUUCAUCCUCCUCGCUGUCGUCCUGGCAGCUUACAUGCUCGCAGGCGCGACUCUUUUCCAAAUACUAGAGGGUGACCUUGAAAUACGACAGGCUGCAGAAUUUUGGCGGGUGUAUCACGCUUUUCGAAAGCAUCACCUGCGUGGUAGUCCACUAGCGCUUCAGAGAUUACACGAACUUCUUUAUGCCUACGGAAAUGCUUCCUCUGCCGGUAUCAUUAACAAAAGACGACGUUGGGAUUUUCCUGGUAGCUUUCACUUCGUAGGCACCAUCGUUUCCACAAUUGGAUACGGAAGUACCGCUCCUCAAACUAUGGCAGGACGAGCAGCUGUUGUUCUUUAUGGAUUCUUUGGUUGUUCUGGUGGUAUCCUGUUCUUCAAUCUCUUCCUUGAAAGGAUCAUCACAUUUCUGGCUUGGAUUUUAAGAAGUAUUCACUUGUACCGCGUAAGAAAGCAUCUUCGACAAAGUUCGACAUCUUCUCGACGAGUAUCCAGGUUAUCCAAUCCAAGAUCGUCUCUUCCGGAUAUCCUCGAUGAUGACGACGAAGUCAGUUUAGAACAGUGGAAACCAAGCGUUUAUUGGGUCAUGUUAUAUCUCUUAUUAGCAUCUUGUCUUACUGCAUGCGUUGCUGCUGCGGUUUAUGCACCGCUAGAAGGCUGGGAAUACUUCGACGCUCUCUAUUUCUGUUUCAUUAGCUUUACCACCAUCGGUUUCGGUGAUUUUGUCAGUACACAGAAGAUGAAUUAUCCAUAUGUCCAUUGGUAUAGAUUUGCCAAUUUUGUCUUCCUUGUUAUCGGCUGUUGCUGUAUUUAUUCAUUAUUGAAUGUAACUUCGAUAAUUAUCAAACAAGGUUUAAAUUAUGUGAUAAACAAGUUACAAUGUGGUAAUCAAGAUCUUGCUGCGCCUCAUCUACCUAGAAGAAAAUCAUCCGUGUCUUCUAUAUAUUAUUCCAAACGUAGGUCUAUGAAACUCGUUGGUAAAGAUUCGAUUAGAGCUGCGGAAGACGAUUCCGAUGGUUCUAGACGUAUGUCUGGGGAAUUGAUCUCCAUGAAAGAUUUCCUCUCUGCAAAUAAAGUAUCCUUGGCUGUAAUGCAGAAACAACUUUAUGAGACUGCUCAAAUGCAAAAGGAUGGUUGUGGUCCAAUAGCAACAACUCCAAAUCAUCAGGCAUCGGUGUUCAAACCUGGUGCAGUUGGUCCUUUAGCGAUAGCUAGCGAAAAAUUUGAAAAUAAAACUUCAAUAAAUAGGUAGAAAAUAAGUUAACGAAUCGUAGCCAUUUCACUUACUAGAUUUACGAUCUUUAACUAGUUGUCUCUUUUUAGUUUUUACAAUACGCAAGUGCACUUUGUUAUUGUCACAUAUACGCAAUAUGUUAUUAUACAAUUACAACGUUUUAAAGUAGCCUAUUGAAAUAAAAUCUAAAUUACAAUUUGAUACGAUGGCUAGAUCGAUUGUUUUUCUUUUUUUUUUCUUUUUAUAAAAAUAUUUAGAUUAAAACUAUAAUUCUCGAUAAAUUCAAAUAUGUUUUUAAUUUAUUACUACGCAUCGCUAUAUAAUAAUAAUAAUUAUUAUUAUUAUAAUUUUUUUUUGUUUCUGCAUACUAUUCAGUGAAACGUGGUAGAGUAAGGAAACGAUACGUGUAGAAGCAAAAUGAUUGUGUCACUUCCUUCUCUGAUUUCGGUGAGCUGAAACAUAUGUAUAAGAGGAAUUAAAAAAUAUUGAGAAAAUUUGAUCAUUUAAAAAAUUUUUAUGUAAAAUCUUUCGACAUAAUAUUUAUGUCAUACCGAUGGUAUUUUCCACUAAUAAUAAAAUAUGAAAAAAUACUAAUUACAUCAUCAAUGAGGUAUAUCACACAUACAGUUAUAUAUAUCGAUCAUCCAAUAACUUUAUUUAAAUCAUGUUUACAGUACAAUUUGCCAUGUACUCAAUGACAUCAACAAACAUGCAAUCUUUUGUCUUCGCAUUUGUAAUAAUGUGUGUUACUGUAUGCAUCUUGUGUAAGUAAAAUAAAUGAAAAAUCAUUCCUGUAA
Messenger RNA from Vespa mandarinia (Asian giant hornet), 2100 nucleotides. RefSeq names its product potassium channel subfamily K member 13-like. Gene Ontology annotation, biological process: stabilization of membrane potential; potassium ion transmembrane transport. NCBI's taxonomy places the organism in Eukaryota, Metazoa, Arthropoda, Insecta, Hymenoptera, Vespidae. Gene Ontology annotation, molecular function: potassium ion leak channel activity; outward rectifier potassium channel activity. Gene Ontology annotation, cellular component: plasma membrane. The record is from RefSeq and is a predicted model, not a curated record.